AUGUUAUCACUAUUGAAUGGAUUCUUUAUACCAUCGGCCUCUCGCCUUUCCCGAUUGAUCCUGAAGAAACCAAACCCUGGUAUUAUCCAUCGAUUGUCGCACCCAAACGCAGCUCCUCCCAGGUUAAAAUCGCAUAUAUCCAGGCUCAAUUCGGUACACAAACGAUGUUCAACAGCUGCAUCUAGCAGUAAUGAUUCCAAAACUCAGCACCAUGGCAAUAAUAUUACGAAUAACACGGAUGGACCGCGGGGUCGCUCACGAUAUUCGUUUGGCAGAAAUGCUGCACUCGACACAUUUUUAUUCACAAUCCAGGGGUUAGCUCUCUUCAUAGUUUUCCGCGAACAUGUUUUGGAUGUCAAAUGGAUCAGCGGUGCAUCUAUGUCACCAUAUUUAAAUAAGGGCUACAAUAUCGACAAUAUCGAUAGCGAGAUGGUGCUGGUGGACGUCACAUAUGCCACAAAGCUGCAUUUAAAAAGAGGAAUGGUGGUGGUAUUUCCAACUGAACCAAGCAAAUUGUCUGUGAAACGUAUCAUAGCCCUACCGGGCGAUGUUGUCACCACACGACCGCCGAAGUCUGGAGAGGGAGACCAAAAAACCCAGAUUGUUCCCUGGAAUCAUGUUUGGGUCGAAGGUGACGCAACUGAUCCCGACUUGUCGUUUGACAGCAAUACCUAUGGCCCUAUAUCUAUGGGUUUGAUAAAGGGGCAGGUUAUGUGCGUCUUACGCCCUAAAUGGAGGACUUUGAAGUGGUGGGAGUGGGAGAAUGAAAACGAUCCUGUGGAGAGUGGUGGAGAUUAUGGAAAGAGCCAAAGGAUGAGGGUCAAGAAAGAUGCAGUUACUGUUUACGACCCUAACAUGAACUAG
Molecule: messenger RNA, 864 nt
Organism: Trichophyton verrucosum HKI 0517
Lineage: Eukaryota; Fungi; Ascomycota; Eurotiomycetes; Onygenales; Arthrodermataceae
Product: mitochondrial inner membrane protease subunit Imp2, putative
Exons: 2
Coding region: 1-864 (287 amino acids)
Biological process (GO): mitochondrial respiratory chain complex assembly
Cellular component (GO): membrane; mitochondrial inner membrane peptidase complex
Molecular function (GO): serine-type endopeptidase activity
Source: RefSeq, a predicted model, not a curated record